AGAGAGAGUCUAGCCAGAAGGACUGUUCCCGGGCGGGCGGCGCGCGGGCGCGGGUUUGAUUUCUGAGCCCUAUAAAAGCCCAUCCUCCGACGGCUGUGACAAUGUGGUCGUAAACCCGUCCGGGGCCGGCCAAUUUGCAUAUUUGGAAUGCGCCGCUAUAAACCCGGCUGGGGUUUUGCAGCAAUUUCUUAGAUGUAAAAGUGAGAUCUCUUUAGCAGCGGGCUGGGCACAUUCCCUGCCGGCCUCUGCCUGGAGCCUGCUGCUCGCGGCCGGCCCGGGUCUGACUUCGGGCCCGGCGUAGGCGCGCAGCCGCCACGAGAGGGCGCACUUCCGAUCAAUGUCAAAGCCGCCGGCGAGCCGGGGAGCCCAGCGCGAUUCCUGGCCUUUGUUCGCUUCUGAUACUAAGAGCAGCACGUUACAUUAUUUCACUUGUCCCGUUCCCUUUCCUACCCAACAAGGGGUGCUCACCUGCAAGAAGUGGUUGGUGGUGUAAUGUAAAGCAGCGCACCUUCUCUAGGCCUCGCGGGCGUCUUGGCGUGGAGAAGCCAGCUGUCCCUUGGCAGUGAUUUCGGAAAUGUGUCAAGGCAACCCCAAAGGCGAGAACUCAGCCAACUGGCUCACUGCAAAGAGCGGCCGGAAGAAGCGCUGUCCCUACACCAAGCACCAGACGCUGGAGCUGGAGAAGGAGUUUCUGUUCAACAUGUACCUUACUCGAGAGCGGCGCCUAGAGAUCAGCCGCAGCGUCCACCUCACGGACAGACAAGUUAAAAUCUGGUUUCAGAACCGCAGGAUGAAACUGAAGAAAAUGAACCGAGAAAACCGGAUCCGGGAGCUGACAGCCAACUUUAAUUUUUCCUGAUGAAGCUCCAGGCCACGGCCGUUUUGUUUUGUUUGGUCCCCCCCCCCUUCCUCCUGCUUCCAGGGAGCGGUUCUGCUCCCUCUGUCUUCGGCCUCUGCCCAGGAACUGGCACCUGUGCGGGAGCCCCGUGGCUCCCUCCCACACCCGCAUCUCGCUGGCCGUGACAUCUGUGCAGGGCUGGUUUGUUCUGACUUUUUAUUUCUUUGUCCGUUGGCUAGGUGCUGGUUUAUUUGUUGUUUUCUGGGGGAAAAAGCCAUAUCGCUCUUAAAUUCUAUAUAGGUAAACGUUGUCCCAGCUGUCAAGCAGUGGGCUGGGGUGGUUUGUCGUCUCCGUGUCCCACUGCUCAACAGGGCCCCUGUUCUCCUGGUGGAGCUGGUGGAGCUGGUUUCCUGCGGGGCCGGGGCAAACCUAGCGGAAGGCCCAGGUCCCCUCGGAGGCGCUGAGGUGUCUGGCCCGAGGUCAAUGGUGCAAGGAGCCGCCACCGGCUCCCUGGCCUGGAGUGCUGGGCUGUGUUUAAUCAGGGGAUGCAGGCCCUCGGUUUCUUCUUUCUUUCUGCGUUGGCAAAGAGAAGGGCUUAUGGGCAUGGGCAUACAGGUUGGCAAAAGGGCUUGACUUUGGCUGAUUGGAAAAUGGAGAGAGUCAGAAAGAUGAAUUUUUCUUUCCUCUGUAAGAUAUCCCAGCUUUGAAAGAAAGAAGAAAGAAAA
This is a messenger RNA of Miniopterus natalensis, 1563 nucleotides long. NCBI's taxonomy places the organism in Eukaryota, Metazoa, Chordata, Mammalia, Chiroptera, Miniopteridae. The record is from RefSeq and is a predicted model, not a curated record.